AUGACCCAACUUUACGACUGGCUCGUCCAAACUCCCGCCAAUGCGGACGAUCUCAAGAACCGCAUCAACACUCGCCCCGCCCACCUGGAGCACAACAAACCGCUCAUCGAGGCAGGAAUCCUCGUAUGGGGCGGUCCUUCCCUAGCUACCCAUCCUAAGGGUCCAGAUGAUGGCCUCACCAUUACCGGCAGCAUCAUGUGUAUUCGUGCAGAAAGCGAAGAGGCGGUGCGUGAGAUUAUCCGGAAUGAUCCCUACGCGAAGGUUGGAUUCUGGUAUCCGGCGGAGGCGGUUAUAACGCCCAUGAGGUGUGUUGUGCGGAAGCCUUUGUAA
Messenger RNA from Aspergillus tanneri, 330 nucleotides. Its product is annotated as YciI family protein. The coding region runs from base 1 to 330 and encodes 109 amino acids. Lineage: Eukaryota; Fungi; Ascomycota; Eurotiomycetes; Eurotiales; Aspergillaceae. The record is from RefSeq and is a predicted model, not a curated record. The transcript has a single exon.